UACUCACCGGCUCCGUCGCUGUUUGCUCUGUGCUUCUGGCGAGCUAGUGCAUUUGCUCAACAUCUGCGCAAAGCUAUCGCGACCUGUUUUCUCCCGCAACCACACCCGAGGAUCCAGCGGCCAAACCCAUCACCUGUCGCAGUGCUAUAAGAUGGUUCAAUUUCUAUCGCUGAGCCUACUGGCUGGCUUGAGUUCUGUCGCGUCGGCUAUUCCUACCAUUGAGGUCAAGGGCUCCAAGUUCUUCACCAGCGAGGGCAAUCAAUUCUUCGUCAAGGGUAUCGCCUACCAACUGGUACCCGACGAUCCCCUCAUCGACGCGACACAAUGUGGUCUCGACUCUGCCCUCAUGAAGACCAUCGGCGCCAACUCGAUCCGUGUUUACCAUGUGGAUCCUGAUGCGGAUCACACCGAUUGCAUGAAGACAUUCGCUGACGCUGGAAUCUACAUCUGGGUCGACCUCGACACGUUCGAUACCCAAGUCGAGCAGAACACUCCUCGCUGGGAGACCGAUCAACGCGACGCCUUUGCCAAGGUCAUGGAUGAGUUCCAUCAAUACGACAACGUGGCUGGCUUUUUCAUCGGUAACGAGGCUAUUACCACUGCCAAUGGCUCUGUUACCGCCCCUUACAUCAAGGCCGCUGCCCGAGACAUGAAGGCUUAUCGCGAUGAGAAGGGCUACCGCAGUAUCCCUAUUGGGUACUCAGCUGCCGACAUCGCAUCUCUCCGACCUAUGCUUCAGAACUAUCUGGCCUGUGGUAGCAAUGCGUCUGAGCGCCUAGACUUUUUCAGCCUGAAUGCUUACUCUUGGUGUGGACAGAGUACGUACCAACAAUCGGGUUACGACCAGCUGGAGAAGAACUCCGAGGAUUUGCACAUCCCAAUCUUCAUGUCGGAGACGGGUUGCAACACCGUGAAGCCCCGCGAUUUCAAGGAUCAGGAGGCGUUAUUUGGAGAAAUGUCCGAUGUCUGGUCUGGAAGCAUCAUCUACGAAUGGAUCGAGGAGCAAAACGACUAUGGACUCAUCAGCUAUGGCCCUCACGUCGACCCAGCCAGCCCUUCUGCACCGCCGGAUGGCUUCCCUCGCUCAGGAAAGCCUACUCCAGUUGAACCUGACUUCCCCAACCUCUCUGCUGUGUGGGCAACACUCAACCCAACCGGCGUGAAGGCAUCGGAAUACAACCCAACAAACUCGCCUGUCGCAUGCCCAGACUACACUGCAUCGGUCUGGGAGGUUGUUCCUACAUCGCCACUUCCUACGCUGGGUCAAAAGCAUGACUUCAACGGAACCCCUACAUCUGCGGGCUCCAGCGCGACAGCGACUGGAGGUUCCGGUGCGCAAGAGUCUGGCUCAUCUGGAUCUGGUGGAGCAGAAACCUCUGGACCUGCCUCCACUGGUGCUGCUGCGGACAGCUUAGCCAAGGAGCUCAAGGGCAUGGGUGCUCUGUUCGCGGGUGUAGUUGCCAUCUUCGCCUUGCUUUGAGUGCGUCAC
Molecule: messenger RNA, 1489 nt
Organism: Alternaria alternata
Lineage: Eukaryota; Fungi; Ascomycota; Dothideomycetes; Pleosporales; Pleosporaceae
Exons: 4
Coding region: 152-1480 (442 amino acids)
Biological process (GO): fungal-type cell wall (1->3)-beta-D-glucan biosynthetic process
Cellular component (GO): fungal-type cell wall; cytoplasm
Molecular function (GO): 1,3-beta-glucanosyltransferase activity
Source: RefSeq, a predicted model, not a curated record